AUGUCUGAUCAGCAAAAGGGCUUACUGUCGGCGUUUGAAGAGGUCAUUGCAGGGGUGGAUAAUAGGUUCUGUGUUAGGCUCCUCUACAGCAACUUCAGGAAGAAGUUUCCUAGUUUAGAGCUAAAGAACAAGAUGUGGAGCCUCGUUAAUAAUAUGAGUGAGAGUUUCAAUGCUGUGUUAGUAGAAGCAAGUGAGAAACCAAUUGUAAGCAUGUUAGAGGAUAUUAGGGUUUAUAUGAUGACUAGAUGGGCUGCAAAUAGGGAAAGGGUUCUUAAUUAUCUAGGAAACAUUAUGCCAAUGAUUAAGAAGAAAUUAGAGAAACGGGCAAGCUUAGCUAGGGACUGGAGGCCAUACUGGUCAUCUGCUAGCAAGUACGAGGUUAUGUGUGGUCUAAAUAAGUAUGUUGUGGAUCUGGCUACUGGUGAAUGUUCUUGCAGGAAGUGGCAAAUGAGUGGGAUUCAUUGUACUCAUGCCAUCAGCUGCAUCACCUUCAAGGGCCUUAAUUUGGAGUCAUAUGUGGAUGACUGCUACAAGGAGGCCUACAUCAUGUGCUACCAGGAGGUCAUACACCCUCUAAACGGCCAGGAGCUAUGGGAGAGGACUCAAUAUGAUGAUGUCAUCCCGCCUCCAUACAGGAAGCCAAGCCACAGACCGGUGAAGAAGAGGAAACGAAGGGCUACAGAUGAAGACAACAGAAGCCAGACUCACAUGUCACGGAGGGGAGAAGUCCAAAGAUGCUCCAACUGUGGUGGAGUGGGACACAAGAAGAGCAGCUGCAGCCAGCCUAAGAAGAGGGCUCAAAGUUCAACCAAAAGAGCUAAGAAGAAUGCACCUAAGCUGGCACCUGGUCAGACAGUUUGGAGAGGGAGAAAGAGGAAUACUACACCAUCACCAACCAAUCUGCUAGCAUCUCAUACCAGGAAAACCCCUCACAAGGCCCAAGAAACGUGA
This is a messenger RNA of Arachis stenosperma, 951 nucleotides long. RefSeq lists its product as uncharacterized. Bases 1 to 951 code for a protein of 316 amino acids. The record is from RefSeq and is a predicted model, not a curated record. The transcript is spliced from 4 exons. Gene Ontology annotation, molecular function: zinc ion binding. Lineage: Eukaryota; Viridiplantae; Streptophyta; Magnoliopsida; Fabales; Fabaceae.